Messenger RNA from Vollenhovia emeryi, 6464 nucleotides. RefSeq names its product dnaJ homolog subfamily C member 13 (gene Rme-8). Gene Ontology annotation, biological process: regulation of early endosome to late endosome transport; receptor-mediated endocytosis; endosome organization. The annotation marks the transcript as partial. The transcript is spliced from 15 exons. Gene Ontology annotation, cellular component: endosome membrane. The record is from RefSeq and is a predicted model, not a curated record. NCBI's taxonomy places the organism in Eukaryota, Metazoa, Arthropoda, Insecta, Hymenoptera, Formicidae.
CGGUCUCUAGUACUCUCUAGUCUUCUGUUGGAAGUUCUUGGUGCCGACAUCUAGAAACAGCUGUUCGUCAACACCCCUAACACCCCUAACGCCCCCCAACCGUCAUGGUCGACCGUCAUGGCCGCUUCCAGGUUGACGAAGCCCUCGAGGACGACCGUUGUUAAAUGAAACGGAUUAACGAGCGUGUGAUCGCCCGAGCCAAGAUUUGAGCCGGAAUCAACGGCAGGAAUACAGUUGAAGUUUCUACAUCCUUGUUCGUAGGCCCUUGUGUACUUUACGUAAUGACGCCCGUGUAAUUUUUAUAACUCGUAUGUUCUCCUACGCCUUUCACCUUGUGCAACUGGUACUCCGCGGUUUAAUCGAAGCUCUCCGUCUCCGAAUACGAGACCGAUACGAUUGCGUCCACAAGAAAUGAAACAAUGAUGCCGAUAAAGGACAAUCAAGAUGUCGCGUGCUUUUUAGUUACCAAGCAUUCAACAUGGAAAGGAAAGUACAAGCGUAUCUUCUCCAUUGGCUCCAUGGGGAUAACGACGUACAAUCCUGGCACAUUAGAAGUCACAAACAAAUGGGAAUAUGCCGAUUUUAUAAGUGUACAGCCAAUAAAUAGAAAUCAAUUAGGUUCCCAUGAGUUUACUAUAACCGUACGUAAGGAGCGGAAAAAUGAGACCAUGAAGUUUAGUUCCGAGCAUAGGCCACACUUAUUGACGGAAGCACUUAAAUACAGAAAUUAUGUUGAAAAGUCUAAAGAAAUUUUGAGAUAUUCAGCUUAUAAACAUCACUGGUCCGAUACAAGACUACCCAUUGUAUUAGAAAUAACGCCGUACAGUCUCGAUCAGUUGGAUCCUGCGACAAACAUGGUAUUAGCUAGUUAUUGUUACAAAGAUUUCGAAGGGCUCCUCACCAUGAAAGAUUAUCCCAAUGGAUUUGUAAUCGUGUGUGGCGGAUUUGGACGGCUGCACCUCUUUGCGUCGAAACAUAUGGAGGAGAUAAAGAAGAAGCUGCAAGAAACUGCUUUAAAUAACUUGGGCAUUAAUAUAAAGAUGUUGAAGGAGCCUAUAAGACUCGACGACUUUAUUGCUCAAAGAUUGGGGAAAUUUAGCAGCGACGAGCACAUAACGAGCGUCUCGGAAUUUACUGUUCACAAAAUCUCUGCGAGGCAUCUGGAUCCUCAAAGAAGAACGCUCUGUCUCUCGGACACCUGCCUGUUGGAGAGAGAUCCUCAAACCUACAACAUUUGUACUCUCAGGCCGCUGUCGGACAUUUUCACUUUGACUCGCGAUAACGAUAAUCCUCAAUUGUUCACUAUACAAUAUCUCAACGGUCAGUUGCGCAGUUACACCGCGACCAAUAGAGACGCCUUAUUGGCGUCUUUACUGGAUGGCGUGAGGGCAUCCGGUAACAGAGAUGUCCACGUCAAGAUGUAUCCCAUAGCCAGAGGUAAAAGACUCGGACCUUUCAACCUACCUGUUGACGAAGAGGUCGAAACGACACACGUCAAAUUCCUUCAGCAGCCGCCUGGAGGACGUACGUUUGCUGAAAUUUUGGAGAGAUUUAACGCAAACGUACCCUACAGCGGACUUAAUUACUCCGUUACGCAAGACGGGAUUUUUACUGAGAACAAAGACAAGAUCAUCCUCGGAGCUUUGAAUACUUUAAUCAGCAAAGAUCUCGAGACAAAUAGCGAGAUCGAGGCACAGUUUCACGCACUGCGAAGGCUGGUGGCCAGCAAAAUCGGUUUCGCUGCAUUUACAACACUCGCCGGCUUUAGAGAAACCGUCGGUACAAAGGUCGUGAAGGCUUUAAAGAGACAAAAUUGUGGCGUAACGCAAGCUGCCAUAGACUGUAUUUGCGCUCUGAUGCAGCCGAUGCACGACGAUUGCGAUUUGAGGCAAGAACAAUUGAACAAAAGCAGUCUGCUCAGCAGUAACAAGUUUUUAGAAAGUCUCCUUGAAAUGUGGGUCAAUCACGUUAAUCGUGGCACAGGUGCACUGGUAGUCUCCGCUAUGCUCGAUCUCUUAACGUUCGCCCUGUGCGUGCCAUACAGUGAAACUACCGACGGCAAACAUUUUGACAAUCUUUUAGAAAUGGUUGCUACGAGAGGUAGAUCUUUGUUUAAAUUGUUUCAACAUCCUUCGCUGGCUGUGGUCAAAGGUGCUGGAUUGAUAAUGCGAGCGAUUAUCGAAGAGGGUGCGCCAGAGGUAGCAGCGAAAAUGCAAGAACUGGCACUUGCGGAAGGAGCUCUACCGAGGCAUUUGUUAAAUAGUUUAUUUACAAUUGGUAGCGACGGCAGACUAUUGACUCAUCGGCAAUUGUGCCGACAUUUAGUAGGUUUGUGGGUCACGGGGCACCCUACUGCUAUGGGAUUGUUGAAACGAAUUAUGCCAGUGGGUUUGUUGAAUUACUUGGACUCUGACGAAAAGGUACCAGAGUCGUUCUUGGAAGAGGAGAGACUGAACAAUCGUGACAAUUUGAAGAUAGCAAUAGAUCUUGCGUCAAGAAAUAAAAAGAGUCCACAAUGGAUCGCUAUCGAACGUCAGAUGCGAGUAGUGGAAAAGCACGUGGAAAACGCUUUGCAGCAUUGGGGUGCUCGUAUUGGAAUAGAGCGUAGAGAAAAGAUCAAAGAGCGUCCGAUAGUUUUACGGAAGCGUAGAGAACGAAUCAAGUCUGAGGCAAAUUGGAAGUUGUUCUACUACAAGUUUAAUCAAGAUCACGCACUGCCAAAUUUAAUUUGGAAUCACAAGACGAGAGAAGAAUUGCGAAUAGCUCUGGAAAAUGAGAUACGUGCAUUUAGCUCGGACAAAGACUUGGCCGGCGGAACUUUAAUAGCAUGGAAUCACCGAGAGUUUGAGGUGCAAUAUCAAUGUCUUUCGGAUGAAGUUAAAAUUGGAGAUUACUACUUGAGGCUUUUAUUGGAGAAGGAUAGUCCGGACAGUCCAAUAAGGAAAUCGUACGAAUUUUUUAAUGAUUUAUACCACAGAUUUUUAUUGACUGCAAAAAUCGAAAUGAAGUGCCUUUGCUUGCAAGCAAUGACGAUAGUGUACGGUCGAUAUUACGAGGAUAUUGGUCCAUUCUCAGAUACCAAGUAUAUUUUGGGAAUGUUGGAGCGUUGCGCGGACAGAACGGAGCGCGACAGGCUAGUCAUGUUCAUAAAUAAGCUCAUAUUGCACAGGCGAAACGUCAAGGACAUAAUGGAUCAGAAUGGCGUGCGAACCUUGGUCGAUUUACUGACAUUGGCACAUUUGCAUACGUCCCGAGCGGUCGUGCCGACGCAAACCAAUGUGAUAGAAGCGGGUCCACAGCAGGAACGAAUGGAGAAAGAAUGGUAUUACAAUAAUGGAGAUCAACGUGAAGGCCCGAUGAGUCUAAAGGACCUAAAGGAAUUGUACGGUUCGAAUCAUGUGACUCACAAGACGAAAGUUUGGGCACAGGGAUUGGAUGGGUGGAAAACGAUUUCACAAGUGCCGCAAUUAAAGUGGAGUCUCGUUGCGAGGGGCACUCCCGUGAUAAACGAAAGUGAACUGGCCAAUUUAAUCCUAAACAUUUUAAUCAAGAUGUGCGAAUAUUUCCCAAGCAGAGAUGCUGACGACGCGGUAAUCAGACCGUUGCCACGCGUCAAGCGACUGCUAUCCGAUCUUCAGUAUCUACCACAUAUCGUGCAGCUUUUGCUGACGUUCGAUCCAAUCCUAGUCGAGAGAGUCGCUACGUUGUUGUGCGAAGUAAUGCGAGACAAUGCAGACGUGUCGAAAAUUUAUCUUGCUGGCGUAUUUUACUUUAUCUUAAUGUACACUGGUUCUAAUGUCUUGCCAAUUGCAAGAUUCUUGCAACUUACGCACACUAAACAAGCCUUUAGGAACGACGAUAACACUUCUUCAGAUAUCAUGCAACGAAGUAUUCUCGGUCAACUGUUGCCCGAUGCAAUGGUGAGUUACUUGGAGAAUCAUGGGGCCGAAAAGUUUGCGCAGAUAUUUCUCGGAGAUUACGAUACGCCGGAAGCAAUUUGGAAUGCAGAAAUGAGACGAAUGCUCAUCGAGAAAAUUGCUGCGCAUAUCGCAGACUUUACUCCCAAGUUACGAAGUCAUACCAUGGCCAGGUAUCAAUAUAUCGCCAUACCUGCUGUAAGAUAUCCACAGUUGGAAAAUGAAUUGUUUUGCCAGAUAUUCUAUCUCAGACAUCUUUGCGACACCGUUAAAUUUCCACAGUGGCCUAUCCCAGAGCCUGUGCAAUUGUUAAAAGACGUACUGGACGCGUGGAAAAGAGAAGUAGAAAAAAAACCACCUCUCAUGACUAUGGAUGAGGCUUACAAGCAGCUUGGCUUACCUAGUGGGAAGCAUCAUGAUGAAGCGAUCGUGAGAAAGUCGUUUUACAAAUUGGCUCAAAUGUAUCAUCCUGACAAAAAUCCUGAAGGCAGGGACAAGUUUGAAGCUGUCAGUCAGGCAUACGAGUUUCUAUGCAGUCGCAGUUGUUGGUCAACAACGGGCCCUAAUCCCGACAAUAUCGUUUUGAUUUUGAGGACUCAGAGCAUCCUUUUCCACAGAUAUUCAGACGAGCUUAGACCUUACAAGUACGCCGGUUAUCCCCAGCUAAUCAAAACGAUUAAACUGGAAACGGACGAUGAACGAUUAUUUUCAAAGUCUGCCCCAUUGCUAGCAGCUGCGAGCGAACUUGCCUAUCACACGGUGCACUGUUCGGCUUUAAAUGCCGAAGAAUUGCGAAGGGAGGGCGGUUUAGACGUAUUGUUGGAAGCGUAUACGCGAUGCGUAUCUGUUUUAAGCAGAUCGAGUAAAUCCACCGACGUAGCGGUGCAAGUUUGUAUGCAUAUAACUAGAUGUUUCGCCGUUGCCGGAUCGUUUCGAGGAUGCAGAGAUAAAAUUAUUGAAUUGCCGCAACUUGUAAAAGACCUUUGCAGAAUACUGCAUUUUAAGCAUUUAACAAAAUUGUGUGCAGUCGCCACAGAGUGUAUCUCGUCUCUCGCCACAGACAGCAUAUUGCAAAUGCAGCUAUUGCAAUCUGGCGCCCUAUGGGAUCUAUUGCUCUUCAUGUUCAACUAUGAUUACACGUUGGAGGAGGGUGGUGUAGAGAGAAAUCAGGAUGAGAAUCGCCAGGAAGUAGCCAACAACUUGGCUAAAUUGGCAGUUGGCGCUUGCGCUAGAUUAGGUGGUUACAUGAAGGGCGACAACGAGACCCCCGUUAAUCCCGUUACGGUUGCCGCCCUAGAAAGUUUAUUAACGCCCUAUCUAGCACGUCAGCUUGUUAAAGAUAAGCCCGAAGAGAUUCUAAAGAUACUGAAUUCUAAUUGUUCAAAUCCAUAUUUAAUCUGGGACAAUGGAACCAGAGCGGAAUUAAAUGAAUAUUUAGAGCUGAAACGGCAAGAGCGAUUAAAUAAUAGCGAUAAUUUUGAACACGAUUUCAGCGAUUUCAAGUAUACCGCUCAUGCUGACGAGUUAGUAAUCGGCGAAAUAUUUGUCAAGGUAUACAACGAGCAACCGGCAUAUCCAAUCGAGAAUCCCAAAGGUUUUACGAUAAACUUGCUUGAAUUUCUGUCACUGUCUUCGGAGUACUUAACGUCUUUAGCGAGUAUUACGUCGAUUAAAAAGGAGCAAGACAAGUUGGAACACAUUGUGAUGGCGCUUAAAGCUCUGAAUAAUGUUAUCAAAAAUAACCCUGGCAUUGAAUUACAGUGUAUGGGGCACUUUAAAUUACUAUUUGGACUUUUAAAUUGUAGUAAUUUCAAGUUAAUUCAAAAGAGCGCUCUAGAAGUAAUCAGCAAUGUUACCAAGAAUCAAGAGUGCGUCGAUGAUAUUGCCGCAAAUGAAGUUGUCGUACAUCUGUUGUUAUGUUUGCACAGUUUAAAAGAGUAUCAGCUUCUCGCUUUGGAAACUUUAUAUGCACUGAUGAGUUCGACCAAAAUUGUCAAGGAUGCGUUGUCAAAAGGAGCUGUCGUGUACAUUCUCGAUCUCUUUUGUAACUCGAGUAAUAUUCAGACGAGAGAAGCGGCAGCUGAAUUACUCGCAAAAAUGUCGUCUGACAAAUUAGCUGGACCGAAAGUUAAGCUUGACUUGUCGAAAUUUCUACCUAGAUUAUUCAGCGAAGCUAUUCGCGAUGCGCCCAAGCAAUGCGUACACAUGUUUGAGACACAGCACGAAAAUCCGGAAUUGAUAUGGGACGAUGAUGCGAAAGCUAGAGUAGCGAGAAUUAUUGCGGAAUUGAAAGACGAAUACCACGCGUUACAGAGACGAAAUCCAAAUGCCAUAUUAAAGUUACCUGAUACCCAGAAUAAUAUUGAUAUCGCGACCAACGAGCCUGUCGUGGGUGGAGUGUAUCUUCGAUUAUUCAUAGCCAGUCCCGCUUGGGCGCUUAGGAAACCGAAAGAAUUCUUAAGCGAGCUGAUGGACACUACGUUGACAUUAAUGUCCAAGGAAAAGACCGAUACGGAUAUGUUGGAAUUGACAACGCAGGCUCUUGUG